Molecule: messenger RNA, 1809 nt
Organism: Aspergillus piperis CBS 112811
Lineage: Eukaryota; Fungi; Ascomycota; Eurotiomycetes; Eurotiales; Aspergillaceae
Product: glycosyltransferase family 2 protein
Exons: 3
Coding region: 1-1809 (602 amino acids)
Source: RefSeq, a predicted model, not a curated record
AUGGAACCAGCCAUUAGACAACUGGCCCAGACGUACGUCGGCCAUGUUCGCCGGGUUAGCUUGUCCUUUUGCACACUUUACAUGGCGCUACGGCUAUCAUGUCUGAUAUGUGCGCCUGAGACCAAUUACUGGAUGUGGGUGGUAUUGAUAUUCGAAGCCCUGUGGACUUACCAGUCCCUGAGCAUUGAAUUGCCUAGACGGACAGGGGAAACGUCAAAACGACUCCAUCUAACUAAGAACCAUGCAUUGCCUUCGGUAGAUAUUAUGCUGCCAUGCUGCGGUGAACCAAUCGAGAUCAUUUGCGAUACCAUACGUGCAGCGUGUGUCAUCGACUACCCCCAAACUGCAUUCCGGGUCCUCAUCUUGGAUGAUGGAAACUCUCUGGAACUACGACAGGCGGUAGAAGAGUUGCAACAUACCUGGCCAAACCUCCCAUACUACAGCAGAGGAACUAAGCCGAGCCAGAAAGUCUUUGCAAAAGCAGGCAACCUGAACUUUGGCUUGUUUGAUAUCCAGGGAGGAAUGGACAAGCCGCCUGAGCUUAUUGCCAUAUUUGAUUCAGACUUUCUGCCUGCUCCCAACUUUCUGCGAGCCACGCUUCCUCAUAUGUUGGAGGAUGACAAUGUUGGAAUUGUAAGUUCAAGACAAGACUACUAUAACCUUCCCCAAGGGGACCCACUUGAUCAAAGCCUGGCAAUGUUUUUUGAGGUGAUUUUGCCCAAGAUGGACGAAAUGGGAUCGAGUCUAGCAACAACUUCGGGAUGUCUUAUGCGCCGCGAUUUAGCCGUCCAGGUGGGCGGAUUUCCAACUCUGAAUGAAGUGGAGGACAUCACUCUAUCGUUUAUUCUGCCAGCGUACGGGAAGCGCGUCGUAUAUCUCACUGAAAUGCUGCAACUGGGACGCGUGCCAACCUCGUUGGAAGGUCAUGUCCGGCAGAACCGACGAUGGCUCACUGGCCUGACAGAGAUGAUCGCUACUCCCUGGACACCAUCCGCCGAGUCUAUCCCGACUCCGUUGAGAUACUCUAUGGCAUACUUUGGUAUUUAUUGGGUUUUGUCACCACUAGGUCAGAGUAUCGGCUGUGCGAUAAUCGCUCCUGCGUUGAUAUCACGUCAAGCGCUUGUGCCACAUCAUCUACUCCAGGUCCAGAUCCCAUCAUCCCUGGUAGCGUUUGGACUCGUUUCCCUGUACGAAUGGCUGAAGGCGGCAGCAAUGGGGUUCCGCUUAUCCGUAUUUACUCAUUUUGGUGAACUGUGGUUAUGUGCAGACCGAAUCUGUACUCUCAUACAAUUCCAUAUAUUCGGUUCACAGGGGGGUAGGUCCCUAGUGACAGGCAGUGUCCAGAACACUUGGAACAAUCCCAGCAGGGUCCCCACGCGAAUGACACAGUUGAAAAGGGACUUAUGGGAUGCUAGAGUUGGCUUCAACGUCCUCUUUGUAUUUGGAGUCCUCGCCGGCAUCUUCCAUUCGGUGAUCGGUAUCGUCGAGAGAUAUCAUCAUCAUCAUCAUCCCGACUGGCAACUUCAUCUUAUGACCACCUUGCUGUACCCUCCUGUUGUUCUCAUGUGCUACAUAAUUCUUACCUGUCACCUAGUCCCACUGUCAUGCGUGAUAUGGCGGCCUCAAUAUCCUCCCCGGAAAGCAGUCUUCGAUACUCAUCCGAGUGACCCCCGUGCCGUGUUUCCUUCUGAGGCAGUUCGACAAUCCAACGUCCGUCAGAGGCAUGCGCCGCUAGGUCAUCGUCGACAUUUACUAUUGAUUCCGGUCUAUAUCACUUUCAUGAGCGUAUUUUAUUUUAGGUAUCUGUGA